UCCACAUCCAUCCUUUCUCGUCCCGGCCCUCGCUCUCGCCCACGCUCAUUGCUCCCGCUCCCGCCGCUUCAAGAAGCACGCCCACACGCCGCACACCUGCUGCUGCGCCCCACACUCUCUUUUGUGCUUCGCCCUCACACCUCAUCCAGCAUGCGCUUCUCCCUCACCGCCGCCGCCCUCGUGGCUGCAUUCGCCUGCAUCUCUCUCUCGCCCGCCUCGGCUGAGAUGGAGCGUGUGCCGCUCACCGCGCGCACGCUCGAGGAGCGCGCCGGCGGCGCGCCCGACGUCAUCAACAUUCCCAUCAAGAACUUGACGCCCGAGGACGGCGUGUACGACGUGACGCGCAAGAUCUACUACCAGAGCAACCUGUGGAAGGGACGCAUCGCCGCGUCGCCCAAGAGCGGCAGCGGCCGCUUCAACGUGCUCAUCCCCGGCGUCAGCAGCUCGGGCAACGGCGCCCAGCAGCUCGCCGGCCUCAGCACGGACCGCAGAAAGGGCGCCUCGGCGCUGUACGCCGUCGCCAAGGACAGCGGCGCGUUCCGCUUCGACGGCAGCCAGAGCACCAACGGGCCCUGCUCGUUCCACAAGUUCGACCUGCCGCUCAACGCCAACAGCAAGCCGGCGUGGAGCGUGUACUUCGACGCCGUGCAGAAGCAGUUCCAGUCGCUCUACGGCACGCGCCCCUUUGGCAACGUCGCCAGCGCCCAGGGCCCCGACGGCAGCUCGUACGUCAUCUUCGCGCUCGGCGCGCCGGCCAUCGCCAAGGUCUCCGCCGAUGGGCGCACGGUGACGCCGUGGUACUUUGAGCAGAGCAACGGCUCGCAGCGCCCCGGCUUCACUGGCGUCACGUACAUCCCGGAGACGAACAUGAUCAUGGCGUACGGCGGCCCGCGCCCGCUCACCGCCUUCAAGCUCGACGGCAACCCGGCGACGGGCACGGCGAUCAACGUGCGCAUCAACGGCGACUUUGGCUCGCUCGCGGGCACGGAGAAGAUCAAGAACAUCCCCGCCAACGGCGGCGUCAACGCCGGCAGCUCGCGCCUCAUCGCGACCAAGGCGCCCAACGUGUACAGCUUCAGCAGCACCGACGGCUGGAACAGCGUCUCGUUCCGCACGUUCACGCGCCCCGAGCUGCGCAGCAACGACCUCACCACCGUCGUCGAGGGCAUCUACGGCGGCAUCCGCAACGUGUACGCCAGCGGCGCCUACUUCUCCAACGGCCAGAAGGGCGGCCGCACCAACUACCCGCUGCUGCACAUCGACGACGGCGUGCUCAACUGAGCGGACACCGGAGCCAGCCCUUGUCGUCAUCCCUCUCCUCUCAUCAUCAUCCCUCUCAGCACAGAUACACAGCCUCGUUUACCCAUCCCUCACUGCCCUGAUGUCGCUACACACCAUUCUGCGCCGCCGCCGCUCUUGCGCGCGCGCUGUUCCUGACACACUGCAUCCCGCUGCCCUUCUAAUCGCACGCAUUGACUCGUC
Messenger RNA from Tilletiopsis washingtonensis, 1482 nucleotides. Its product is annotated as the major Malassezia Sympodialis allergen mala S 1. Lineage: Eukaryota; Fungi; Basidiomycota; Exobasidiomycetes; Entylomatales. The transcript has a single exon. The record is from RefSeq and is a predicted model, not a curated record. Bases 151 to 1281 code for a protein of 376 amino acids.